UUUUUAUCCCUAGCAUGGCAUCUUCUUUUCUCCAUCUUUUCUCUCUUCUUUUGUUUCUCUUCAUUCCAGUAUCAUCCCAGCUCAAUGAACUCUUUUUUCCAGGAUUCAAAGAUUCCACCACCAAUAUAACGUUAAGUGGAGUUGCAAGUUUUGAAAAAAAUGGCAUUCUUCGCUUAACAAACGAGACCAGUAGAUUGCAAGGUCAUGCCUUUUAUAGCUCACCAAUUCAGUUCAAGAACUUGACAACCGGCAAAGUCUUUUCUUUCUCUACCUCAUUUGCCGUGGCCAUAGUCCCUGAGUAUCCAAAACUUGGUGGCCAUGGCCUCGCCUUCACGAUCUCACCAUCAAAAAAUCUCAAAAGUCUUCCCAGUCAGUAUCUAGGGCUCUUCAAUUCCAGCGAUAUGGGGAACUUUUCGAAUCAUUUAUUUGCGGUUGAGUUUGAUACAGUUCAAGAUUUUGAGUUUCAAGACAUCAACGACAACCAUAUUGGCAUCGACAUCAACAGCUUGACCUCUAAUGCAUCUACUACUGCAGCUUACUUCAUUGACAGUUCAACAAAAGAAAAUUUGACUCUCAAGAGUGGGAAACCAAUCCAAGCUUGGAUCGAUUACGAUGCAGCUGAAAAUAUAAUCAAUGUCACCAUCUCUCCAUAUUCUUCCAAACCAAGAUUGCCCGUCUUGUCUUUUCGAGUGGAUCUUUCGCCAAUCUUUCACGAAUCCAUGUAUGUUGGCUUCUCUUCUUCUACAGGUUUACUCGCUAGCUCACAUUAUAUAUUGGGCUGGAGUUUUAAUAUUAAUGGACCAGCUCGGGGUCUUGAUAUCUCUUCUCUUCCUUCGCUUCCGGGUCCCAAGAAAAAAUAUUCAGGUUUAACCAUUGGUGUUUCAAUAGCAUCAGUGAUUCUCGCAAUAUGUAUGUUAUCUCUGGCCUUUUUUUACUUGAUUAGGAGAAUUAAAAACGCUGAAGUUAUCGAAGAUUGGGAGCUGGAUAUUGGGCCACAAAGAUUCACCUAUAAAGAGCUGAAGCAAGCAACUAACAAUUUUAGUGACAAGCAGCUACUUGGUCACGGUGGAUUUGGUCAAGUUUAUAAAGGAACGCUUUUGAUUUCAAAAACUGAGGUUGCUGUUAAACGAAUUUCACAUGACUCAAGACAAGGUGUACGUGAAUUUGUAUCCGAGGUAGCUAGCAUUGGCAGGCUUCGCCAUAGAAACUUGGUUCAGUUAGUGGGAUGGUGUAGGCGAAAAAGUGAUCUUCUUCUUGUGUAUGACUUUAUGUCUAAUGGGAGCCUAGAUAACUUCUUGUUUGAUAAGCCGAAAACGGUUCUUAAUUGGGAGCAAAGGUUGAAGAUUAUAAAAGGUGUUGCUUCAGGACUUCUUUAUUUGCAUGAAGGUUACGAACAAGUUGUCAUUCACAGAGAUGUUAAGGCUAGUAAUGUGCUGCUAGACAGUGAAUUAAAUGGAAAGGUGGGUGAUUUUGGUCUUGCAAGAUUGUAUGAACACGGGUCGAACCCGGGUACGACAAGGGUCGUGGGCACUCUGGGUUAUCUAGCACCAGAGUUACCCAAAACAGGGAAGGCCACUACAAGUUCAGACGUGUAUGCAUUUGGUGCACUUUUGCUAGAGGUUGCAUGUGGGCGGAGGCCUAUUGAGCCCAAGGCAGCGCCUGAAGAAUUAGUGUUGGUUGAUUGGGUGUGGGACAAAUAUAGAGAAGGGAAAGUCCUUGAUGUGAUUGACCGUAAACUAAAUGGUGAAUAUAAUGAGGGUGAGGUGUUUACGGUGAUUAAAUUGGGGAUAUUGUGUUCAAAUAAUGCGCCUCUGGCACGGCCUACUAUGAGACAAGUGGUGAGGUGCUUGGAUGGAGAGAUUGAAGUGCCAGAAAUAGUGAGACCACCGGAUGCAGUUGAUAGUGGGAAAGGUACAGUUGAAGGAUUUAAUGAGUUGUUCAACUCAUUUGCAUCUUCAUCGUUUGAUAAAAUGUCUUCUCAUUCAUUCGUGGAAAAUGGUGCUACUUUUGCUUCUCUUUCUACCUCUCCAUUGUCUCUUCUACCCGUUAGACGAGAGACAGGGUAGCAUUGAAACAGAGCAUAUUUUUUUUCUUUUUUUAAUUUUUGGAAUUUCUUGGUUGUAUUAGAAGUCCAGAUUUGUAAGAAAACGAUUCCCAAGAGAAAAGCUUCAUGCUGUAUAAUGUUGUGCCUUCAUUAUUAUUAUCUCGUGCUGUUGGGAAAGUGCGCAUUACAGUAAC
Pistacia vera is the source of this 2238-nucleotide messenger RNA. RefSeq names its product L-type lectin-domain containing receptor kinase S.4-like. The record is from RefSeq and is a predicted model, not a curated record. Bases 15 to 2066 code for a protein of 683 amino acids. The transcript has a single exon. Gene Ontology annotation, biological process: protein phosphorylation. Gene Ontology annotation, molecular function: protein kinase activity; ATP binding; carbohydrate binding. Gene Ontology annotation, cellular component: plasma membrane. NCBI's taxonomy places the organism in Eukaryota, Viridiplantae, Streptophyta, Magnoliopsida, Sapindales, Anacardiaceae.